CCGGAAUAGUCCUAAGAAGAUUUAUCGCCAUCCUAAAUCCUCUACAUAGCAGGAACAUUGGGGACUAAUUCCUCGUAAGGUCUUAACUGUCAUCUAAUAGUGCUGACCAUCCGUGCUAUUUACUUUGCUUUCUAGAACCGACGAGCAGUCUUCGUGAUACUCUGGAGAGCAAUGGACAACCUUCAAAAUAUCAACAGCCCUGAGGAGUUAGGGGGGCUUUUGAAAUCCUGUUUAGAGUCACAGCAGCACGACUUACAAGUGAAGUGCCCCGAGUCCUUUCUUUACACACAGGCAAUCGAGAAUCUGCUCAAAUCAAGGCCUAAGGGCAAUCGUGUGUGGUGGACCUACGAUGCAGAGAACGGUAUUUUAAAGGUGUCUAUUGUGUCGCGGCCACUGCAUGAUGCGACCACUUCACUCGCUUUUGAUUUCAUGGCUCAUGCCCAAGACGGCCAGUUCAUUCCUUCAGAUCUCCACCAACGAUUAGUAUUGAGUCGCCGGGGCUUCAUAAUGACCUUACCGCCUGCCCCAGAAACGCGUUCCAAUAAAGCACAUGCUUGGAUCAAGUAUCCCGAUGUUUCGAUUGUUCUUCGAGCCAGUCAACGUAUCCCAGUGGUGGUGUUCGAGACGGGUUUCACUGAAGAUGCAAUCGACCUAGAAUCAGACGCUAUCCAAUGGCUACUACGUUCCGAUGGCCAAGUCCAGCUUGUCAUCGCAAUUGAGAUCAGGGAGGACACGAGAACACGAGACAUUCUCAGAAAAGAGCCUCCCGCGACUAGACGACUCCUCCAGCUAAUCCGCUCGUUUGGAACCGAUGCCUUGAAGGAAAGCUACGGCAUCUCUACCUCUGACGAUGACCCGUCAGACUCAGACCCGGAGUUAUAUAAAUCAAUACGGAAAAUGAUCACGGUUACCGAUUGGGUCGGACCUAUCUCGGUGGUCAUGACUUUGUGGGAACUUUGUGGAACAACCCCUGUGGUCAGAGAAAAGUUGGUUGUUUUACCCCGUCCAGAGUCGCCCCAGAAUCCCUCAGUCAAGAUUACCGACCUCUUUCCGACGGAUUUCCAACCGUUAAUCGAAGAUUUCAACCCAAACCUGGUUAAGGAGAUCGAUCUUGAGUAUUAUCGGGAGCUGCUCUCAGACGCCACGGAAGACCAUGCGUUCGAGCGAGCGGUUAAGUUUUUGCGCUCUUAGCGAUACCUUUUAUCUCUGGGAGCUGGUUCUCUCUAAAUGAUUCAUUAUAUUGCUUUCG
This is a messenger RNA of Aspergillus steynii IBT 23096, 1249 nucleotides long. RefSeq lists its product as uncharacterized. The transcript is spliced from 2 exons. Lineage: Eukaryota; Fungi; Ascomycota; Eurotiomycetes; Eurotiales; Aspergillaceae. The record is from RefSeq and is a predicted model, not a curated record. The coding region runs from base 172 to 1191 and encodes 339 amino acids.